AUCGCCGAACGAUACGCAACUGCUGGCGAGGAGGUGCAAACGCUGCAAGCCCCUGCGACGCGAGAAGCCAGUUUGCCGAUGGGAACGCGCGGCAACCGGUCCUGCCUUGCUCACCGCUGGUUGCAAAUGCUUCCGCGGUAACACAACCAGACGCAAGCGACACCGAGCGGCUCCAUAUGAUGGAUCUUCAAGAAAGGGCAAGACUCGAGCUCGGCGAAACCCAAGAAGUUAGAGAGGAAUGUCUCCGACGUCUUCGUCUACUCAUAAAAGAGGCGUCGUUGCACGUUCCCAGUGACGAAAAGUUCCUGUUGAUGUUUCUUCGAAGCAAAAAGUACAAUGUUGAAGCGGCUUUCAGAGUGUUCCAGAACUACGUUAACGCUCGUCGUGACGUACCAGAAUUUUUCAGAGAUCUAAGGCCAGAAAACAGUCGGCUUAGAGAAAUUUGCCACGAAAACCAUCUGGUAAUGACUUCAACAGAGCCCGACUCCCUUGGGCGAAGUAUGGCACUGAUGAGAUUGGGUGAGUUCUUGCAUAACCUCAAUGUGCCUGGAACCCUACAAUGUGCUCGUUCAACGAUUUCAGUUAGAGGCGUACUAACUUUGGCGAGCUGCAAUUUUUAUGAAGACUUGGCACAAAUUGGUGGAGUGGCGGGCAUCGUGGACUUGGAAGGACUUGGUUUCCACCAUUUUCGUCAGCUAACUCCAGGGCUACUAAUUAAGAUGACUCACAUCACACAGGACUGUUCGCCAGUACGAAUGAAGGCUGUGUACGUAAUCAACUACCCUUCUGCUUUCAAGACGCUGUUUGAAGUCGUCAAACCUUUUCUGAAGCAUAAGCUACUGAAGAGGGUACACUUCGUUCGAGAGGACCUCUCGGAGCUCUGGAAAAUUUGUCCACAAGACCUGGUACCCGACGAAUUCGGAGGCAAGCGAAAUGACUUCGAUUUCGACCGCCAGGAGGAGCUUGUGUUUAGGAAGCGUCAUGUAUUCGAAGACUUGUGCCGAUAUGACCUCCCACCUCCUUGACAUACAAUGUGGAGUCUUGAAGUUAUUGUCAUAUCUAGUAGGGUGUACAGUUACUUUUUCUUUUACCUCUAAUACACUGACAAUGGUGUCACGUUGUUGGCUAGUCAAAGUACAGUAAACAGUGACAUCUCUCAUUUUCCAA
Molecule: messenger RNA, 1167 nt
Organism: Rhipicephalus microplus (southern cattle tick)
Lineage: Eukaryota; Metazoa; Arthropoda; Arachnida; Ixodida; Ixodidae
Product: retinaldehyde-binding protein 1
Cellular component (GO): membrane
Molecular function (GO): phosphatidylinositol bisphosphate binding
Source: RefSeq, a predicted model, not a curated record